Messenger RNA from Trifolium pratense (red clover), 990 nucleotides. RefSeq lists its product as uncharacterized. The transcript has 2 exons. The record is from RefSeq and is a predicted model, not a curated record. Bases 83 to 712 code for a protein of 209 amino acids. Lineage: Eukaryota; Viridiplantae; Streptophyta; Magnoliopsida; Fabales; Fabaceae.
ACUCAUAUUUCAUUUCCAUCGCGUAAAACCCCGCUUUAUCCCUUCUCUCAUUCAUUUUCAUUCAGAACAAACAUCAAACACCAUGAGCUCACUUCCAAACAACAACAACUCUUCUUCCGCCACCGCCACCGCCGCAACAACCACCACCCUCGACAACUUUUUCCUCGAAACCCUAAUGGACAGACUUCAACUACGUGGUCCAGACAACAACCUCGCUAAAUCCUACGAGGAUUUCCUUUUCAGCGAUGAAGAAGAUGAAUUCCACGAAGACGAAGAUGACCAACCCCGUGCUUACCAAGAUGGAAAACAAGCAAUCUACAAAGAAGAAUCUAAGCUUGAAGCUGAAAUCAUCAAAUUGAUCCUCACUGGAAAAGGGGAUACUCUCAAACCAAAUUCCGGUGAAGCAAUUUCGCUUCGCGAAAGCAAUAUUUGUGUUGGGUGUCAUGAGGAAGAAGAAGGAGAGUAUAUUGUGUGGGAAUGGCAUGGACAUAUUAUGGGGUAUACUGAUGAACAUGGAUUUGCUCCUGAGUAUAUUUAUGGGAAUUACUUUCAGAGGAUUGUGCCCGUGGAGCGUUCUGUUGCUGCACCAGUUGAAGAAGAUGCAGUGAAUAAGGGUUUGAAGGAUUUGAUUGAUGAUGUUGCUGUUAGUACCAACCCUGGUAGGAUUCUUCAUCGCAAUCUCAAUGCUGGGUGUAUUAAUACCAGGUUCUAAGAAUUUCGUCAUUGGAAUUUCAUAAGAGGGUUGCAGGCAGAGGUUGAAGCCAUCAUCUCAUUCCCUUUGAGAAGCAAAGAUUGUUUUCCAUUUUCACUGUGCAAAUCUCAAGAUUAAGCUUGCAUUUGUAUGUCUAUUUGAGCUUUAAAAUCAUACUUGUAAAGGAUGUGAGACAUGGUUGUGUAUUUUUGGAUACAACCAGACAUGGUUUUUCAAUAAUUCACUAUCUUUGCUUGGCGAAUUGAUAAUAAUAUAAUAACAUUUUUAUAUUUGGUCCA